Molecule: messenger RNA, 824 nt
Organism: Morus notabilis
Lineage: Eukaryota; Viridiplantae; Streptophyta; Magnoliopsida; Rosales; Moraceae
Product: ubiquitin fusion degradation protein 1 homolog
Exons: 1
Coding region: 18-824 (268 amino acids)
Cellular component (GO): VCP-NPL4-UFD1 AAA ATPase complex
Molecular function (GO): polyubiquitin modification-dependent protein binding
Source: RefSeq, a predicted model, not a curated record
UAUUGCAAGAAUUAAUAAUGAGUAGUUUCAUGCAAUUCUACCGAUGUUAUCCGAUGUCAUUCAGCGGACAACAUCACCUCGAGAAUGGCAACAAGAUCAUACUGCCGAUCUCGGCCUUGGACCUUCUGUCAUCCAUGACGAUUGAAUAUCCGAUGUUAUUCCAGAUCGUAAAUCCGAGCGCACGCAAAAUCUCUCACUGUGGAGUAAUGGAGUUCAGCGCCGAAGAAGGCGAGGUCUUCUUGCCGAGUUGGCUCAUGAAGAACAUGGAUCUUGAAGAAGCGGACAUGGUCACCGUGAAAAACGUGUGUCUCAAGAAGGCGACCUUUGUGAAGUUUAGACCCCACGAGCAGGCUUUAAUGGAGGUGUCAAAUCCCAAGGCCGUGUUGGAGAAAUCUCUUAGGGGCUUCUCUUGUUUGACUGCUGGUGACACUAUUGUCAUUGAUUAUAAUGGCAAGAAGUGCUGCAUUGACGUUUUGGAGACUAAGCCGGAUAAAAAGGCUGUGAGCAUUAUUGAGACCGAUUGUGAGGUGGAUUUUGCUCCUGCUUUGGAUUACAAAGAGCCCGAGAAGCCCGUGGUGGCGAUGCCGGCAACGAAGAAGACGAAAGAAGAAGGCAGAGAAGAAGAAAAGGAAGUGAAGUUUAGGGCGUUUACGGGAGUGGGAAGGAGGUUGGAUGGAGGAAAAUCAUCAGGUAGCAGAAAAGCUGGAAAGCUUGUGUCUGGCUCGUCUGAGGCAGUGGAGAAUUUAGAAGAGUCCGAGAGGGUAAAAAAGAAAGAAAAUGGUUUUCAGCCAUUCUGUGGAAAGAGUUAUAAGUUGAGUGGUUAG